Salvelinus fontinalis (brook trout) is the source of this 1745-nucleotide messenger RNA. RefSeq names its product adenylosuccinate lyase-like. Gene Ontology annotation, molecular function: (S)-2-(5-amino-1-(5-phospho-D-ribosyl)imidazole-4-carboxamido) succinate lyase (fumarate-forming) activity; N6-(1,2-dicarboxyethyl)AMP AMP-lyase (fumarate-forming) activity. NCBI's taxonomy places the organism in Eukaryota, Metazoa, Chordata, Actinopteri, Salmoniformes, Salmonidae. Gene Ontology annotation, biological process: 'de novo' AMP biosynthetic process. Gene Ontology annotation, cellular component: cytosol. Bases 77 to 1525 code for a protein of 482 amino acids. The record is from RefSeq and is a predicted model, not a curated record. The transcript has 11 exons.
UUAAACCUCAUCGAAGAAGACGAGGUUUACUUACUUGUGUGCUGGCUGCCUGAGGCUUGCAACAUACGUGUCAGUCAUGGAAACACUUGAAGACAAAUUUAAUAAGUAUCUUUCGCCGCUGGUGUCACGAUAUGCCAGCAAGGAAAUGGCCUAUAACUUCAGUGACAGGAAGAAAUUCACAACGUGGAGGAAACUGUGGAUCUACUUGGCCAAAGCUGAGAAGGCUCUUGGCCUGCCCGUCACCGACGCCCAGGUAGCAGAGAUGGAGAGCCACGCUGAGGACAUCGACUUUGCCAUGGCGGCGGAGGAGGAGAGCAAGCUGAGGCACGAUGUCAUGGCCCACGUGCACACUUUCGCCCACUGCUGCCCCACCGCUGCUCCAAUCAUCCACCUGGGUGCCACAUCCUGUUACGUGGGAGACAACACGGAUUUGAUCAUGCUUCGUGACGGUUUUGACAUUCUCCUGCCGAAGUUGGCCAGAGUGAUCGACAGACUAUCAAACUUUGCUGAAAAAUACGCUGGUCUCCCCACCCUGGGUUUCACACAUUACCAGCCGGCCCAGUUGACCACAGUGGGUAAGAGAGCAUGUCUGUGGCUCCAGGACCUGGCCAUGGACAUGCGGAACCUUCAGCGCGCCCGCGAAGACCUGCGUUUCCGGGGGGUGAAGGGUACUACGGGCACCCAGGCCAGCUUUCUGCAGCUCUUCCAGGGGGACCAUGAUAAGGUGGAGGAUCUAGACAGAAUGGUCACGGAGAUGGCAGGCUUUAAAAAGGCUUACAUGGUGACUGGACAGACGUACAGUCGUAAGGUAGACAUCGACUCCCUCUCUCCCCUGGCCAGCAUGGGAGCCACCAUCCACAAGAUCUGCACUGACAUCCGCCUGCUGGCUAACCUUAAGGAGAUUGAGGAGCCUUUUGAAAAGGAGCAGAUUGGCUCCAGUGCCAUGGCCUACAAGAGGAACCCAAUGCGUUGUGAGCGUUGCUGUAGUCUGGCCCGCCACCUGAUAGCGCUGCUCGCUGACCCCCUCCAGACCGCCUCUGUCCAGUGGCUGGAAAGAACACUGGAUGACAGUGCCAAUAGGAGAAUCUCUCUCCCUGAGUCUUUCCUUACCGCUGACAUCAUCCUCAGCACCCUGCAGAACAUCACCGAAGGCCUGGUGGUCUACCCCAAGGUGAUCGAGAGACACAUCCAUCAUGAGCUUCCCUUCAUGGCUACAGAGAACAUCAUCAUGGCUAUGGUGAAGGCUGGAGGCAACAGACAGGACUGCCAUGAGAAGAUACGUGUGUUGUCCCAGCAGGCUGCAACCGUGGUCAAACAGGAGGGGGGGGACAAUGACCUCUUGGCCAGGGUCCAGGCUGACCCCUACUUCGCCCCUAUCCUGGGCCAUCUAGACAGCAUCCUGGACCCCAAGACCUUCAUCGGCCGCGCCCCCCAACAGGUGGCGAGGUUUCUCUCUGAGGAGGUACGCCCUCUGCUGGAACCUUACAAGGCCGAGAUUGAUGUCAAGAUCGAGCUGGAGCUCUAAAACGGGGGACAAUCCUGACCUGUAAAACGACUAACCAAAAUACUUAAACUGACCCUUAAUUUAACCCUGACUUAAUUUAAACAAAUUCUGAAAUAUUGUUUCGCAAGUCAAGAGUGGCCUUUUCACUAAAACAAACACAUACUGUUACACAACAAAAUAAACCUCUUCAUGACUGACAUUGCAUGUUUUACUGUAAGACAAUAAAAGACUGAAAUCAGAA